Messenger RNA from Sebastes umbrosus (honeycomb rockfish), 1759 nucleotides. RefSeq names its product heterogeneous nuclear ribonucleoprotein C (gene hnrnpca). The transcript is spliced from 9 exons. Gene Ontology annotation, molecular function: RNA binding. Bases 244 to 1260 code for a protein of 338 amino acids. The record is from RefSeq and is a predicted model, not a curated record. NCBI's taxonomy places the organism in Eukaryota, Metazoa, Chordata, Actinopteri, Perciformes, Sebastidae. Gene Ontology annotation, cellular component: nucleus.
GCCAGUGACGUAAGUAGCUGUGUGGUUAGAAGAAGGCUAGCUCUCUGCUCUCUCUGAAUCGCUCGCUUAAAGGACGACCUAAACUAACUCAUUUGACCGAUUUUACCCGAAAGCAAGACAUUUUACUCGUACAGGUCGUGUAUAAAUCGUGAGGGGCGAAGGUCGACACCAGCCCAAACUGAUCCCCCCCAGCCCACAGUGUCAAACAUCAGACAGACGACAGCAGCCCUGCACACAGACGCUAUGGAUCGUUCACCCACCGCCGCCAGCCUGAUGGCCAGCAACAUCACCAACAAGACCGACCCACGCUCCCUCAACUCCCGGGUCUUCAUCGGCAACCUCAACACCCUGCUGGUCACCAAGGGGGAUGUCGAGGCCAUCUUCUCCAAAUAUGGCAAGAUCGUAGGCUGCUCUGUCCACAAGGGCUUCGCCUUUGUUCAGUUCGCCAACGAGAGGAACGCCCGAUCUGCCGUCGACUCCGAGGACGGGAGAAUGAUUGUCGGGCAAGUGCUUGACAUCAACUUGGCUGGAGAACCCAAACCACACAGGUCAAAAACCACCAAACGCUCGGCCGGAGACAUGUACAGGUCAGUCUCUGACACUGAUUCUGAUACUAACAACGCCACAGCUGUACACACUUCUCAAGAAGAAUACCUCAACAGUUCCUCAUUUGAACUCGACUAUGACUUUCAGAGAGAUUAUUACGACAGAAUGUACUCGUACCCGUCCCGUGUUCCCGCUCCCCCUCCGCCCUUGUCGCGGGCCGUGGUCCCGUCCAAGCGCCCGCGGGUCGGCGUGAGCGGAGGAAGCAGCCGGCGAACCAAGAGCGGCUUCUCCUCUUCCUCCAAGAGCGGUCAGAAGACUUCCUCUUCCAGAACAAUUGCUCACUCUGCAGUGAAAGUGGAUGAGCUUCAGACCAUCAAGCGGGAGUUGACCCAGAUCAAAAGCAAAGUGGACGACCUGCUGGAUAGCCUGGAGCGCAUGGAGAAGGACCACAGCAAGAAAUCCGGAGGCAAGGGUAUGAAAACGGAGCCAGGCGAGGUGACUUCACCUCUGCACCCAAGCAAGAAGGACGAGGGGUUAAAGAGAGAGAGGGAGUGCCAGGAGAUGAACGACUCCGACGAGGAGGAGGACGACGACGAGGGCGACCUGCUGGAGGAGGAAGAGGUGAAGAGCCAAGGGGAAGAGGAUGAUGAGGAGGAGGAAGGAGAGCACGUGGAAGGUGACGACGAAAGCGUCAACGGCGAAGAGGACUCGUAGGCACGGACCGCACCGACGCAUGCAGCGUACACUCAGCUUCCCGUAGGAACUCGGACUCCUGUUUUAACACAUGUUGUAGAGCAAAACACACACAAGCAUGGUUCACACUAUCUGUUGUCCCAUUGUCCCUAAAGCCGAUAGUUUUUUCUGUUUGGUUUUUGUUGUUAUUUUGGCCAGUUGUCCAUUGUUGCUGUGACGGGAAUAACUAGCUGUAGGUUUCGGUUUGUGUUUUUACGGCGUCGUUACUUGCCUUCAGGAGAAGACGGAUUAACACAAGACUGUUAAUGUUCUCAGAGACGACAGCUCGACGGACAUGUCUUAACGAGAGGACGGAAAUUCAGCUACGAUAGAACGGUUUUUAGGUUCAGUGUGUUUUUCUUCAUCGGUGAGUUUGUUUGACCUUGUGUGUCUGUAUGUUAAUGUCAGUUUUUUAUACUAUUCAGUUUCAGUUCAAAUGUAAAGAAAUAAAUUGCAAUAAAAUAUUAAAAUGGAAAAAGUG